This is a messenger RNA of Colletotrichum orchidophilum, 2562 nucleotides long. RefSeq lists its product as uncharacterized. The record is from RefSeq and is a predicted model, not a curated record. NCBI's taxonomy places the organism in Eukaryota, Fungi, Ascomycota, Sordariomycetes, Glomerellales, Glomerellaceae. Gene Ontology annotation, molecular function: beta-glucosidase activity. Bases 1 to 2562 code for a protein of 853 amino acids. Gene Ontology annotation, biological process: glucan catabolic process. The transcript has 2 exons.
AUGAGGUUGACUUUUACUCUUUGGACCGCCUCGCUGGCAUCAACUGCCUUCGCGGCUCAGCUCUGGCUCGACAAAACACUGCCAUUUGAGGAACGACUCUUGUCCUUUAUAUCUCAGCUCAAUGAUACACAAAAGCUAGCCAUGGUUCAGGGCGACACGGAACUGACGGAUAACGGAACCGGCGUGAACGCCUGUAUCGGACACAUCCAAGGGAAUUCAACUCUCGGGAUCCCCGACAUCUGCAUGGGUGAUGGCCCAGCCGGAGUCGGCAAUUCUCUCGACAAUGUGACCGCUUUUCCGGCUCCGGUUAUGGCGGCGAGUUCCUGGGACACAUCGAUACAGUACGAGUUUGGCCAGGCGCUUGCACAGGAGCACAUGGGCAAAGGCCGCAACAGUGUCCUUGCGCCUACCAUCAACAUCCUUCGCUCUCCGCUGUGGGCUCGCGCUGCCGAGACGCUAUCUGAAGACCCGUGGCUGACCGCACGCAUGGCGGUUGCCGGUACGAUGGGUAUCCAGAGUCAGGGGGCACUGGCGUGUCCGAAGCAUUUUGCGGCUUACAACCAGGACACUAAUCGUUUCGGCAACGGCCCAGAGUGGCUUACAGUCGAUGCGGUGGUUGACAAGAGGACGAUGCAUGAGCUUUAUCUGCCCGCCUUCAAGGCUAGCGUGCAAGAAGCAGAUGCAGCGAGCGUCAUGUGCUCAUACAACCGCCUUAACGGCUUCUUCACCUGCGAAAACGACUGGCUUCUCAACCAGACUCUUCGACAAGAAUGGGGGUUUGAAGGUUUUGUAGUCGCAGAUUGGUACUUUUCCACGCGAAGCACCGUCGGGGCUGUCAUGGCUGGGCUCGAUAUCUCAAUGCCCGGCGGAGACCUGACGGAUAGUUACGGGUUCCCUGCCUACUACGGCGACUUAUUGGUCGAGGCCAUCAACAACGGUUCGAUACCACACGCUCGACUUGAUGACAUGGUGCAGAGAGUCUGGCGAUACAUGUUCAAACUUGGGCAGGUCGACAAUCCCGUCACCGGAGACUCGACAGCCCAUGUGCGUACCCAGGAGCAUCUGGAUCUCGCGCAGCGAAUGGUCGAAGAAGGCGCUGUGCUAUUGAAGAAUGACCAGAUUACCCUCCCAAUCUCUUCAGACAAGUAUUCCAAGAUCGCUGUGUUUGGCAUCGGGGCGACAACUGAGAACCAAGUCUCUGAAAACCAUGGAGGCUUUGUCAUUGACUCUACCAUGGUUGUUCAAGCACCCUUCGAUGCGAUCAAGCGUCGAGGAGGCACAGAGAAUAUUACAGCCAAGUACUCCGAGGCAUAUCCUGGCACUGGACAGUUUCCCACGGUCCCCUCUAGUAUGUUCAGAGACGGCGGCGUCAACGUGACGUACUACAAGACAACCGACUUCACCGGCCCCGUAAACACCACCGAGUUCGUCCCAAACAUCACCAUUGCUACAUACCCGUCAGCUCUUUGGCAAGCGUACCCAGAUGUCUUCUCGGCUAUUUACGAGGCGAUAUUCCUCCCAGAUACAACAGGAACGUACCAUUUCUCCAUGUAUGGCCAGGGGACCGCGCUGCUGUACUUGGACAACGUGCUUGUGGCCAACAUGUCGUAUGCAAACUUUGGAAACUACGUUCAGGGCGCAACAUAUCUCGAGGCAGGAUCCGAGGUCAAGCUUCUGCUGAAAUACGAUAUGGGUUAUUCUUUGUCUACCGGUUCUUAUGGCAUCACCCUUGGAGUAGACAUCGGCAACCAGACCCGAAAUUCAGCGGCCGAUGAGUUGGCCGAGUGGGCGGACAUCAGUAUUAUUUUCGCUUCUGAUCGAAUCUCUGAAGGAGCUGAUAGCGGCCUUGGACUAUCUCUGCCGGGCGAUCAGGACGCCAUCAUCAGCCGGCUCGCCAAUAUCUCCAAGAAAACCGUCGUGAUCCUGAACACAAACUCGGCUAUUCUGAUGCCUUGGAUUGAGCAAGUCGAAGGCGUCAUGGAAAUUUGGUAUCCUGGCCAACAGGUAGGGCUGGCGCUUGAGCGCCUUCUCUUCGGCGACGUGAGCCCGAGCGGAAAGUUGCCAUUGACCUUUCCAAAGAACCUGAAUGACACCGUACGUAUCAGUACGAAUAUCGAGGUGCCUUUUGAAGAAGGCCUUUAUGUCGGGUACAAAGCUUAUGACCAAAGCGGCAUUCAGCCGUUGUUCCCAUUCGGGCACGGGCUGACGUACUCUAACUUCAGUCUAUCUGGAAUGGAGGUAUCAUCAAAUGAUAGUGCUGUUGUUCUCAGGACGACUUUGUCAAACCAGGGAACUUACAAGGCAAAAGAGGUCAUUCAGCUCUAUGUUGGAUUCCCAGACGCUGCAAAAGAGCCACCCAAGUUGCUCCGAGCUUUUGAAAAGGUCGAGGUUGAAGCUGGGGAAAGCAAGUCUGUCGAAUUGGUGGUGAAAUUAGAAGAUCUCAUGAUUUGGGAUAGUUCGAUUGAGGAUUGGGUGUUUGUAGAUGGUUGGUAUGAGGUUCUAGUAGGGUUCUCGGCGAGCAAUCUUCCACAGAGUCAGUCGCUGGAGUUGAGUCGCGGCUAG